UUCCGCCUAUCGAAUGGUUGCCUUGCGGAGAUUCCGACAUUCCUCUUGUUUCUGUGUUCUGCACUUUUGCGUUCGUUGUUUUUUCCUGAUUCAUAGCAUGUCUUUGCCGCUCGACUGCGGACUUCGAUCUCUGUCGCGAGUUGGCAACAUUCUGAGAGGAUUCCGACAUCGUCUUCUUCUCGCGGGUAAAGGCUUUCAUCAUGUCGCAGGACUGGGGGAAGGAUCCGAUAGACUCGUCCACAAGCGCCCGACAAGGUCAUAACACGAAGACGUUUGACUCGCCGUUCAAGGCCGACCCGAAAGUCGACGACAAGAGGGACGACCCAGUGCGGCAUUUCGUGGCCAGAGGGCAUUAUUUGGAUGGGUCAAUGGCGGCGGGUAGGAAGAGUGGUCAUCGAUGCCUGUGUAGGUUGUGCGGGCGUUCGAUUUGUGGGGGCGCUAAAGCCGCCAAGGAACACUUCUCAAAGAGCGAGAAGUUCCGCUGUGAGGCAACCACUCCUGUUGUGUGGUAUGCGAUCUGGUCGAACGACAUGACAAAAUGUCCGAAGGAGUUCGCGUCGGCCAUUAAAACUUUGCAGAGCUUUUUGCCAGGCCAUCCGAGCUUGCAGAGGCCACCUCUUCGAUUCCCCGAGGACGCAGUGCCGCCGCCGGUUCCUGGCACCGCCACUUCUGGACCGGUCGCAUCGCCCAAUUCUGGGGCUCCCGCUAUUCGAGUCACGAUAGCGCGUCCUGCGACAACAGUCGCAACACGACCGGCAGCCCCACCGUCUGCACCGCUGGCUGCGACACGAGGUGCUCGCGAUGUGGAAGUUGGUCGUUCCGCGCCAGCCAACGAGCCCCCGCCUGUGAGGAAUAGCGCGGGCUCUGAGGCAUUUAACGAGGAGAGCGUACGUGCUUUUUUUGAAAGUCGCAGGAUGCCGUUCAACUCCUCGAAGCUUGAAAGCUUCAAACGCAUGUUCACGAUGAUAAUCCCGCCGGGGGUUUCGGGGGCGGCCGCGCCUAGACUUCCCUCCUACCACAUGCUGCGCACGACCCUUUUGGACGAGCUGGAUGGUGAGGUCCAGAAGUGUGUUCGGCCGGUGCUUGACACGUCGAGAGAGACCGGUUGCACAAUCAUGACCGAUGGUUGGACCAACAUCCGUGGCCAGACGUUGUACAACUACCUUGUUGGGACAGAGAUCGGGGUAGUGUAUGUGGCCACCGACGUCAUGCGCGACAAAAAGGACGCGAGUGCCCUCGCGAACGCAUGGUUGAAAAGGGUGAAGUCCAUGGACAUUCAAUUGAGCGACAUCACAACGUUCGUGACAGACUCCUCCGGGGUGAACGUCGCGACGAUGAAGGUAUUCCAAAAAGAUGAGAGCGUGAAACACAUCUUCUGGAUUCCUUGCGUCACCCACGUCAUGGAUCUCGUUCUCGAGGACAUCGGCAAGAUUAAUUGGGUGGCUUCCCGCAUUGCGCAAGCGAGGCUGGUUACACGGUUCUUCAAGCGCCAUGGACAUGCGAGAGAGGUUUUUGAGGCGCACUCGACGAAGACUCUUUUGCUACCGGCGGAGACGCGUUUCGACACGAACGUCAUCAUGAUGGACAGGUUGGUGGAACUGCGGGCAGCGUUGACAGAUGUUGUGGGCAACGAUCGCUGGCGUGAGACUGUUUGGUCGACCAGCAAGAUCUGCAAGGACACCGCGGAGGUCACUGCGUGUAUCGGCUCCCCUCCAUGGUGGGAGGAUUUGAGAGCUCUGUGCAAGAUGCUCGAGCCCAUCAUAGACAUGCUGAAGUUGGCGGACAGCGACACACGCCAAAUCAGCAAGAUUCUGCGAUGGUACGAGGAGAUGAUUGCGUCUUGUUUAUCUGCAUAUCGUGACAUUGAUCGGGACCAGCAGGACGCUAUUGUCGAGGUUUUCAUCAGGCGGCGCACCAUGUUCAAGACCCCCGCCCACACAGCAGUCAUGCUGCUAGAUCCAGAAUUCCGGGACGCGACGCUGUGUGACGAUGCGGACGUGCAGCAGGCCUUGGUCGAGGCCCUGGUACAGUUCAGCUACUUGGAGGGAUCGCCUCAGCACCGGGAGGUCCAACGAGCGGUCGCCAAGCUCCACAUGAGGGAGCCCCUUUUCGUUGAGCUCACCAUGCGGCGAGUUGCGCAUAUCUUUGAUCACCCUGCCAGUUUUUGGUCCUCUAAGAAGGGGAAGUUCCCUCACACGGCCGUGUUUGCAGGCAGGAUUCUUCAUAUAUGGACGACCGCAUCACCGUGCGAGAGAGCCUGGUCUCGUUGGAGCUUCAUUCAUUCGAGAAGUCUCGCAACAGGUUGGAGGUUCCUCGGGCUGAGAAGCUUGUGCGGUGCCACUAGAUGGAGCAGGACCCGGUUGCCGUGUCCGAGGACAAGAUGGGAGGACCUUCCGACGAGACGCGCCGGGUUGGCGGAGGAGGUGGCACGGAGCCGUCGUGGCGGACCGCCCGUCGCAGCGCAACGUAGUCUGGGAGGUUCACUAGAGGCAGUGUCAGGAGAUUUUUUGGCGCAGGGGGGUCAUGGUUCGCAACUGUUAUCGGACAGCGUGUCAUCAGUCCAUCCACCGGACGAGGGCCCGCAGCGAGAGCCACAUCGAGGCCCAGCGGAUACUUUAGAGGCGAGGCCUCUCGGAGUUAUCCACUCGGAUGGAGGCGAGGGCGUGAGCCAGGACACGGCGCAGCCAGGGAGCGCAGAUGGUGGACGGUCCUUCGGGGGGGGCAUCGAGCGCAGAGGGUCAUCGACCGCACACCCGAGCAUUGUUAGGCCCAGCACACACUGGCAUGACGUUGGAGACGGGCAUACAGAUGAGCCUCGACCGCAUCUGAUGGGGAUGCAUGACAUCAUGUGUCCACCACCCUCACGCCUCCCUGUCGUUGACCCCGCCGCCCACGGGCAGGCCGCGCCGAGCGCAUUGCCUAUGAGGUCUUUCUACGAUGGUGCGGGCAUGGACCGGAAGGCAGGCGAUAUGGGACAGACAUCAACAUGCGGACCGGCAGAUGUGCCCGCGGGGGCGCGAUCAAUCGGCAACGUCAAUGGCACUUGUCACGAUUCCAUGAGGGCUUACGAGGAGCAGCAUGGGAGGCCUAUACGGGCCAAGACGACCGAUGUCCACGACACCAGGAUGGCAACUGCGAGGCUGUCACGGGCGAGGAAGAAAGGAACAGGUGUGUCGAUUCCGUAUCACCGACGCCGCCCGCAACCUUUUUUCCGCAACAGAGACAAGAUCAGACAGAUGUCAGCUGCCGCAGAUGGACAGGGGGGGCCAGAGGGAGGUGACAGAGUGGACGAAUCAGGUCGAGGUGAGAAGAGACGAGGCGGCACGAUCAUCAUCCACGACGACAGUUGCACGGCCGCUGAGGGCGGUGAGAUCACAGGCGCCGACGAUCCUGAUAACUCCGAUUACGUCCCGAGGAUCCGAACGGCAGACGGAGUUGACGCCGGAGGUCGUCGCGGUGUUGGGGUUGAGGCGCUACCCCUUUCAGGGUAGCGCAACAGGAGGUUAUUUUAGUUGAACGAUGCUCUGAGUUCAAUAAACAGUGUUAAUACUG
Chara braunii is the source of this 3552-nucleotide messenger RNA. The record is from the annotation of a GenBank genome assembly. Lineage: Eukaryota; Viridiplantae; Streptophyta; Charophyceae; Charales; Characeae.